AUGACAUCCUGUGCGGCUGCCACGCUCCACUCUCUGCGGCCGUAUUGUGUGCUGUUGCUGCUGCUGUUGGUGGCUUUAGCCGCCGUCCAUGCCGAAGCCGAGAAGGCCCAGCAGGAGUCGGAGUCGUCGUCGUCGUCGUCGUCGGCCGGAAAAGAAAGCUUCCGCGGGGUGCUCCAGAGAAGCAGCCAGGAGCUCCACCGGUACGUGGAGUCGCUGAUGGGAAUCGGUGCCGUCCGAUCAGCUGCAGAGAGUGCACUCUUGUCUCUAGAGUCACUGCUUGGGCAGGAGAACGUCAAUUCAGUGGCUAUGGUCCUGGGGACUGUGAUCCGCUUUCUUGCCGAAGGAGUCGCCAGCGGCCUCAAUGUCAUCGCCGUGUACGUCACGGAGAUCCUCAGGGUCACGGGAUUUGACGCUGCCAUCAUGUUUCCGCGCUUCACCCCAGAGGGCGUGACCGCGGUGGCCCAGUGGGGGAUCCUGGCCUUCAUCGGCUAUUGGGUUCUAACCCUCCUCCUGCGUUUGGCUAUCAAGACGCUGCGCCACGUCUUCUGGUUGGUGAAGAUGGCGGUGGUGCUGUGGCUCUUCGCCAUGAUCGUGAGCGACGGCAGCGCCAGCGCCGAUAUCACGGCCGUGCGCCUGGGCGCCCUGGUGCUGGGAUACAUUUUGUUGAGCCUGCUCACCUCCGGCUCAGACCGCAACGGCGCGCUGGAGCAUCGCCUCAAGAGCCUGGAGGGACGAGUUAGGGCAGUGGAAAAGAGAAAAUCCAAAUAA
Messenger RNA from Nerophis lumbriciformis (worm pipefish), 768 nucleotides. The record is from RefSeq and is a predicted model, not a curated record. Lineage: Eukaryota; Metazoa; Chordata; Actinopteri; Syngnathiformes; Syngnathidae.